AUGGGCGGCCACGACCACUACCGCAGGCCCAGUGUGAUCGUUGUCGAGGCGAAACGGACUACGACGAAAAAGCCGUCCCGCUCACGGCCGUCCCAGCAGUCACGCCGUGAUGAACCCUCUCGUGCUCCUGCUGGCUUCGUCAAACUAGGCGACUCUGGCCAGGACGAGUGCUACAGGAACGGCUACGGCGUAUACGCGCUCACGAAGAAGCUGCUCGCGAGUGCCAGGCUGCCGUCGGACAGGGUCAUCUUGACGGGUCGUGCCGGUCUGUCCGCUUUUUUGCGAGCGUUCUCCCAGCACAUUGACACGCCGCUCUACUGCGUGGCUCAGACGGGCUUCUCGAUCGUCCUUGACGAGCUCAUCCCGAAGACGACUGUGCACGCGAUUCUCAACUCCAGCCAUGCUGUCUGCAUCCUUCACGGCUUGUGCGCGGAUGAGCGACCAGAGUAUCGCAUCACGGAGGCCCGGUACGCUCACGACCACGCAGACCAAAUCAUGUCCGGCUGCCUGAAUAUCGCCCUCGGCUCAGCUUCCAGGAAUAUCGUGAUGAGUGUUGCGGGGCAUCUACCUCGGCGAGACCUUCUCGCCCGAAGCGAUGCUGUUCGACCACCCUCACGACUGCGACGCUCUCUCGAGCCGCUACUGCCAAAUUUCCGUACCUUGGUACGGUUGCGACUCGCGAAUUCCGCCGAACAUCAAGACACGCACGCCGCCCAUCUUCCUUCUCAUGUACCUCUCCACCUUCUCGACCUCGACGCCACUACAUUCGUAAUUCCUCUGAAGCACCUCUCCCCGAGCGACCUCCGUACUUGCUUUGCGACCGGCGCAGUCGACUUUUUCUGCUUCUGGCCGCUCGUCCCGCUGUUCUACCUCCGCAUGAAGUUGGGGGACACUCGCCAGUUCGACGUCCUCAGGAAGGCGAGGCUUGACCAUACGAGCUUUGCGGAAGUCGGCAAGAUGGUCUCGCCUCGAGUGGUAGCCGAGCUGCUUGGCUUCACUCGCGUUCUCGUCGAUCUCGACAAGGAGGACAUCGUCGCGAGCGCCGCCACGAGAUGGGCGGAGGGGACAUUCAGGUUGACGAUACAUGAGGCCGAGCGAUGGAAGCUCUUCGUACGGUACACCAUCAGCUGGGCUGAACACAUGCUCGAGGUCAUGUUGGGCGAGCCCGAGUCUCCUCCCAGCGAGUUCCACCCCCCUCACCGCGACGAGCCGUCUCGCGGCCAUGAUGAUCCUCUCCCCCGUUCCCGCUCAACUCGUUCCGCACGCCCUACCUCAAGACAUGCUUUGCCACCGUCUGUCGAUGGUCCUUACUACUCGGAUCCCUCCUCUGACGAAGACAGCCGGGAUGGCUCAUCGACGGAUGAAGACGUCUACAACUUGCCGCCGCUCCGCACCAAUGCGCGACCAAGCAGGACGAAGGAGGACCCGCAGAUUAGCCGUCGAUUCGCUGGCAUCCCUGCCCCUCAGCCCUACACGCCUUCGGGCGAAGACGAGGCUUCGAGGUCAACGAGGAGGAAGAAGACGGACAAGUCGUCGAGCAAGUCGCCCGCGACGUUCUUCGGCGUGCCCAUCGUUCGCGACAAAUACAGACCGAAACGUCACGACUCUGGCCGACGAUAG
Molecule: messenger RNA, 1620 nt
Organism: Rhodotorula toruloides NP11
Lineage: Eukaryota; Fungi; Basidiomycota; Microbotryomycetes; Sporidiobolales; Sporidiobolaceae
Exons: 9
Coding region: 1-1620 (539 amino acids)
Source: RefSeq, a predicted model, not a curated record